AUGUCCGCUCUCACCAGCAAAGCGCUGCAGGAGCAGCUGUCCGCCAUCAUGGCCGCGCUGACCGCGGCGGCGGUGGCGGAGAUCUGCGAGCUGGUGGACGAGGGCUACGCGGAGCUGCAUCUGGAGAUCAGCCGCAGCCACCGGGAGAACGAGGACCUGAAGCAGAAGCUGCACCUCAUCGAGUCCAUCGUGGUCCGGGGCAGCGGCGGCGGGGGGAAGGCGGCGGAGCCGGAGGUCGAAGCGGCCGCGGAGGUGUCCCAUGAGGCGGGGACACCUCCGCGGCGGGACGGAGGAGCCGCGGGGCUUCAGCGGGAGGAGCUUCCAGAGGUGGUGUUGAUCAAAGAUGAAGACUCGGACAGUAACGACACCUUUGACGAAGAUAACAAAACGAUGGCUGUGACCAGAGAGGCUGCCAUUUCGACUCCGGUCAGCCGAAGCGUGAAGAGACGCUGGCCGGGACACGAAGAGGCGGAGAAGCAGUCGUCCUCCGAGCAGCUCACACUGAAAACUUCCAAACUGACCGCGGGGACGCCGAAGACGAGCGUGGUCGUCUACACUCUGGACUCCCCUCGCAGCGAGCCGGGCUGCUCCGGUCAGUUUGGCGGCGAGGAGGUGAAGGCUGACUCCUCACAAAUGGACCCAGACGUCCACCUGGUCCAUCAGGAGUGCUCGAUGAUUUCUCCGAGCUCAAACAGACAGACUUAUUUUGGGAGCGGCUCUCUGAUCGAGUCUCCGACCAACAGAGGGGAAAUGGAUCUCAGUCUCACGUGGUCCAAACACUCAAAGAGUCAGAUGCCGUUUCCUCAGUUUCACCAGAAUGAAAACGUGGAUGUUGAUGGUUUCGGGCUGAAGCUGAUCAGCGUUUCGGGAUCGACCUCCACAGACUGCCAACUCUCUGAGAGCAGCAACUCUGCGUUUGAGUAUGAGGACGCUGACAUGAUGAACUACGCCCUCUACAGGGACCCGUCCGGUCCAUCCCAGGUCGGGCAGCCGAGCAGCGACUGCUUAGGGAAGCGCUUCAUAUGCUCCAUGUGCAACAAGACGUACGCGACGUCCCAGAACCUAGACGUUCACAUGCGUAUCCACACGGGAGUGAGGCCGUUCAGCUGCUGUCAGUGCGGCAAGAAGUUCACCCAGUCGGCGCACCUGAAGUCGCAUCUGAGCGUUCACUCCGGAGAGCGGCCGUACGCGUGCACGUUCUGCUCCAGGAGCUUCAUCGUCAAGUACAGCCUCAAGUUACACAUGAAGAAAUGUCACCCAACCGUCAAAGGGAAUGAGUGUGUUCUGUAAAUACAACGUUCAGUUAUUGAAUGGUGCAGGAGCAAAAUGAGCCCCGGCGGUUUUCACCUAAUAAUCAUUUGGGAUCAUGAAGAAAUAAUUGUUAUAAUUUUACCAGAAAAACGUUUUUCUGUCUUUUAACACGAUGAUGACUGAAUGAUUGAUUUUUAUGAAAUUACAUGUUAUUUAGCUGAUGCUUUUAUCCAAAGCGACUUACAAUUAGUGCAUUCAACAUUUAUGAGGGGCCAGUCAGGGUUCAGCAUCUUGCCCAAGGACACUUCGGCAUGCAGGGAUCGAACCACCAUUCUUCUGGCUGGAGGACGAUCGCUCUACCCCUCAGCCACAGCGCCACAUUUGUUUUAUAGAAUUCUUUUAGAAAAGAAUCCCCAGUUUAGAGUAUCUCAUUCUUAUUUUAGAGUGACACUUCAAAGUUUAACUUUUGUGUACAGAUCAGUGUUUUAUAAAAAAGGCUGAUGGUUGUGUAAAGAGCUAAACACAUAAAUGCAGUCGGCCUUUCCUGUUAAUAAAAGUGUGGAAUCGUUUUGUAUUGGUUAAUGGGUUUGUUGAAGGUGAAUUCAAAUUUCUCUUGAGGAAUUUAAGAUAUAAAAAUGUCCAAUGUUGUAGUUUAUUAAACUUUGUUGAAGCAGUAAUUUUAUUUUAAUCUUUUUUCUUGUACGAUUAAACUGUUUUCCAGAGAAAUCAAA
Messenger RNA from Hippoglossus stenolepis (Pacific halibut), 1982 nucleotides. Its product is annotated as zinc finger protein interacting with ribonucleoprotein K-like. NCBI's taxonomy places the organism in Eukaryota, Metazoa, Chordata, Actinopteri, Pleuronectiformes, Pleuronectidae. Gene Ontology annotation, cellular component: nucleus. The record is from RefSeq and is a predicted model, not a curated record. The coding region runs from base 1 to 1290 and encodes 429 amino acids. The transcript has 3 exons.